AUGAAAUUAUACAUACAAACCAUUCAUUUAUCAAUACUAUCCUUACUACUUAUUUUCGCACAUGGGACUAAUUCUAGUCAAUCUAAAAAUAUCACUAUCAAUCCUAAUAUACCUAAAGUCAUUUCUAUCAGCAAUAUCAAAUCAUUCACUGCCAAGGCAAAUGCGAUAACUACAACCAAAAACAUUUCUCCUACUUUCAAAGCCAAUGCAAUCACUAAGACCAAAGUCUCCUUCUCCCAUUCUGUUAAAGUAAAUGCAAUCACUAAGCCCAAAGCCUCCUCCCAUUCUGUUAAAGUAAAUGCAAUCACUAAGACCAAAGCCUCCUCCUAUUCUGUUAAAGUAAAUGCAAUCACUAAGACCAAAGCCUCCUUCCAUCCUGUUAAAGUAAAUGCAACCACUACGACAAAAGCUACCUCCAUUACCUUCAAAUUCAAUGCAGUCCCUACGACCAAAGCAAUCGUUACUGAUAACAUCACCACGGCUAGAAUAACUAAUACAGAAUCAGCAACUAGCACAACUGCAACCAUUAGUCUAGUAAUUGCAGCUUUCGCAACAGAUCCAGUUACCUUUACAACUUCUACAGAUUCAACAACUAACAAAACUGCAGUAAUUGUAGCUAUCAACACAGACCCAGUUACAACAAAUUCAAUUGCAAUGCAUCCUUCUGUAGAUUCAGAAACUAGCAUAACUGCUCUAACUACCACUGUUCAUCCAGUAAUUGCAGCCAUAUCUUUAAAUUCAGUUACUACUACGGCUGCAAUAAUCAAUGCAGAUUCAGCAACAAAUACAACUUCAAUAGCUGCCACCACUGAUUCAGUUGCGGAUACUGUUGCAAUAGCUAAUGCAGAUCCAGCAACUAAUACAAACUCAAUAGCUACCGCCACCACUAAUCCAACAAUUGCAACUUCCACCGCAGAUCCUGUUAUCACUAUGACUGUAAUAGAUUCAAUAGUUAACACAACCGCCACCACUGAUCCAAUAAUUGCUGCUACCAACACAGGUACAAUUACUGUAACAACAAGUUUUACUAGUAUAGCCACAAUAACUGCCGCCAUGGAUCCAGUGAUUGCAGCCAUCGCCACAGAUCCAGUUACUACUAUGACUGAAAUAGAUAAUACCGAUUCAAUUGCAAUGCAUCCUUCUGUAGAUUCAACAACUAGCAUAACUGCUCUAACCACCACUGUUCAUCCAGUAAUUGCAGCCAUAUCUUUAGAUUCAGCAACAAAUACAACUUCAUUAGCUGCCACCACUGAUUCAGUUGCGGAUACUGUUGCAAUAGCUAAUGCAGAUCCAGCAACUAGUACAGCCUCAAUAGCCACCACCACCACUAAUCCAACAAUUGCCACAGAUUCAGUUAUUAUUAUGGUUGCUAAUACAGAUUCAGCAACUAGCACAACUACAAUAGCUGCCAACACUGAUCAAGCAAUUUUUGUGCUAACCAAUAAAGAUUCAAUAACUAGUACAAUUUCAAUAGCUGCUAAUAUUGAUCCAGUCGUUACAGCCACAGUUGCAGAUUCAGUUACUACCACAGAAACCACAAUUGUUACCACCACUGAUACAGUAAUUGCGGUUAUCGCCACAGAUCUAGGUACUAAUAUGACCACAAUAACUAACACAGAUUCAGCAACUAGCACAACUGCAAUAGCAGCUAUCGAGGGAGUUACCAAUACUACUGCGACAGCUACACCAAUUAUUACUCCUACUCCCUAUUGUUGUAGACCUAAUGAUCCAGGUUAUGGAUAUUCACACGCUGCAGCUUAUAGGAUGAAUUUUUAUACUAAAACAUCAUUAGAAUGUUGUAUAGCUUGUAUCAAUGAUGAUGAAUGUCUUCAGUGGUUCUUUGACCAAAAUAAUUAUCUUUGUUGGUUUUCUAUCAUGUCUUUAAAUUUAGAUGGUGUCUGUGAACAAAGAUACACAUUACUUCGUUACUAUGAUGGUGGAAUUAUGAGAUGUUCAACCGGUUGUAUGCCAUAA
Messenger RNA from Cetraspora pellucida, 1974 nucleotides. The record is from the annotation of a GenBank genome assembly. Lineage: Eukaryota; Fungi; Glomeromycota; Glomeromycetes; Diversisporales; Gigasporaceae.